Miniopterus natalensis is the source of this 5013-nucleotide messenger RNA. It is a transcript of the gene ZNF202, whose product is annotated as zinc finger protein 202. Gene Ontology annotation, biological process: regulation of DNA-templated transcription. NCBI's taxonomy places the organism in Eukaryota, Metazoa, Chordata, Mammalia, Chiroptera, Miniopteridae. The record is from RefSeq and is a predicted model, not a curated record. Gene Ontology annotation, cellular component: nucleus.
GUUGGAACUAUAAUUUAGAAACAUUUUAAGAAGUUAACUUUGGGGUGCCAUCACUGUUCUAAGCACUUCACAUAGUGAUACAUUUAAUCCUCAGUAAUUCUGUUCGAUGAACACCAUAAUUACCUCCAUUCUAUAAAUGGGGGAGCAGGCCUAAGGAGGAAGAAUUUGCCCAUGACCUCGCACCUGGUGAACAGUAGAGCCAGGGUUCAGACCCCAACAGCCUGACUCCAGGACUCGCCCUCUUAACCUUGCACCCGAGGUGUUUCAGCCAAGGUGCACAUCCAGACCACACACAGUUUCUAAAGAUACAGCUGCCUAGAUUGAAUCAGAAUGUCCAGGAAAAUAAUGUGUGAUACUGUUCUGCAAAAGCUCCGCAGGUAAUUUCGUUUCUGUUUGCUCACAGUUGAGUGCUGCCAGGAUCCCAGUUAGGAGGUUAUGGCAUGGCCCAGGCAAGAGAUGAGGGCCCAAACUAGAGCAGUCUGGGCAAGAAGAGGAGGGAACUGAUCCAGAGCCUUAAGAGGUCCUCGAGGUGCCCAGGCUGAGACUGGGGGGUAAUGACAGUGUGAGCUCUAGAUGGUGUGAGACCAGCCCAGAGCCAGAAAAUGGCUGCGGCCUUGGAACUGGAGGACCAGGAUCUGUGGGAAGAAGAGGGGAUUCUAAUGGUGAAAUUAGAAGACGAUUUCACCUGUAGGCCAGAAUCUGUCUUGCAGGGGGAUGACCCCGUGCUUGAGACCUCGCACCAGAACUUCCGGCGCUUUCGCUACCAGGAAGCAGCAAGCCCUCGGGAAGCUCUCAUUCGACUCCGAGAACUUUGUCGUCAGUGGCUGAGGCCAGAGAGGCGGACAAAGGAGCAGAUCCUAGAGCUGCUUGUGCUGGAACAGUUCCUUACUGUCCUGCCCGGAGAACUGCAGAGCUGGGUGCGGGGCCAACGGCCAGAAAGUGGCGAGGAGGCAGUGACACUGGUGGAGGGUUUGCAGAACCAACCCAGGACACCAAGGCGGUGGGUGACUGUCCAUGUUCAUGGCCAGGAAGUCCUGUCAGAGGAGACAGUGCAUCCAGGAGCAGAGCCUGAGUCACCUAGUGAGCUGCAGGAUCCUGCGCAGACCCUGACCCCCGAAGAGCCUCAUGAGGAGACCACACAGAGCCCAGACCCGGGGGCACCAGCAGAGCAGAGCCUGUGCCAUGAACUGGAGCUCCAGCCCCUGCAAGAGAGCGAGGUUCCAAUGCCCCGGGACCCUGGCCUUCCUGAGGAGAGGAACACCGGAAACCCAGAGAUGGUUGCCCUUCUUACAGCUCUGUCACAGGGAUUGGUAACUUUCAAGGAUGUGGCUGUAUGCUUCUCUCAGGACCAGUGGAGUGAUCUGGAUCCAACACAGAAAGAGUUCUAUGGAGAAUAUGUCUUGGAAGAAGACUGUGGAAUUGUGGUCUCCUUGUCAUUUCCAAUCCCCAGGCUCGAUGAGAUCUCCCACGUUAGAGAAGAAGAGCCUUUGGUUCCAGAUAUUCUAGAGCCUCAAGAGCCAGAAAUUCUGAGUUUUACCUACACAGGAGAUAGGAGUGAAGAUGAGGAAGAGUUUCUUGAGCAAGAAGAUCUGAAUUUGGAGGAUCUACACAUGUCUGUUUCAGGAGAUCCAGAAAUCCACCAGACUCCAGAUUGGGAAAUAGUCUUUGAGGAUGAUCCAGGUAGACUUGAUGAAAGAAGAUUUGAUACAGAUAUUUCUCAAGUUAAUAGUUUAACUGAUCUUCGGGAAACCAUACCUAUUUACCCCCUGUUAGGGAGACCUCAUGGCUGUCCUAUAUGUGGAAAAAGUUUCACAUGUAACUCCCACCUUGUUAGACACCUGAGAACUCACACAGGAGAAAAACCCUAUAAAUGUAUGGAGUGUGGAAAAAGUUACACACGGAGCUCACAUCUUGCCAGGCACCAAAAGAUUCACAAACUGGACACCUCUUAUAAAUUUCCCCUAAACCAGAAGAAUUUGAAUGAAACCCCCCCUCUGGUCCCAGCUGAGAAAACACCUGUUGAGAAGCCCUAUAGAUGCGAUGAUUGUGGAAAACACUUCCGUUGGACUUCAGACCUUGUCAGGCAUCAGAGGACACAUACGGGAGAAAAACCCUUCUUCUGUACUAUUUGUGGCAAAAGCUUCAGCCAGAAAUCUGUGUUAACAACGCACCAAAGAAUCCACCUUGGAGGCAAACCCUACUUGUGUGGAGAGUGUGGAGAGGACUUCAGUGACCACAGGCGGUACAUGGCACACCGGAAGAUUCAUGCCGCUGAAGAGCUCUAUCUCUGUAGUGAGUGUGGGCGAUGCUUCAGCCAUAGUGCUGCAUUUGCCAAGCACCUGAGAGGACAUGCCUCAGUGAGGCCCUGCCGAUGCAAUGAAUGUGGGAAAAGCUUCAGUCGGAGGGACCACCUCGUCAGGCAUCAAAGAACACACACUGGCGAGAAACCAUUCACAUGCCCUACCUGUGGAAAGAGCUUCAGCAGAGGCUAUCACUUAAUCAGGCAUCAGAGGACCCACUCAGGAAAGACCUCCUAGCUAGGACCCCAUGUUAGGAGAUCUAUAUUCAGCCCCAACCCAGGGAUAGGCUAGGAGAAGCGCUCUGGUCAUCCCAGGGAGACCUUUACUAGGGAGUCUCCCUGACUUGCCCAGAUUGACAUAACCUCUUCCCACAAUUAACUAAACCCUCCUGGGCAGAACCUCCCAACUUCUCCUUAAGGAGCUAUUUUGCCCAAAGUACAACCUGAAUUGAGGUUUCUCCUUGACUGCAGUGCUCCUGCCUCUCCUGUGGGUAUGAGGUAAGAGAAUUAGAAGUUUUAAGAGUUGCGGUUAAUGUUUUCCCAAAAAUGGGCUGUUAGAUAUCCUAAAGACUACUCAACAGCCUCAACUUAAAGUUGCCCGGGACAACAACUUAAGUUUGGUAAGGCACCAGCCUGUGGGCUCUCCUUACUGGGCUCAGAUCUUAAAGCACACAGCCCUGAACUCAAGGCCAGAUAUUUGCAAACUGAUUGCUUUGCCACCCAUUCACAGGAUAACUACAUCUCACUGACUCACUUCCUCACCAUGCACUUUCCUUGAUACUGGGGAGAGAUGGGAGAAGUGUUGGGGCGAAAACCUCAAAACUGCUUCCCAUGGACCUUGUCAGGGAGCUCUGUUCCCCACUGUCAGUGACCCCAGGUACCAGACGCUGCUGAAAAGGAGGCCUUGUCAGAAGCCUCUUUCCUUGUGGGUGUUUUUUUUCCUGUCAGAGUACUCAUGCUGUCAGCCUUCCUACUGUUCUGCCAGUCUCAGUUUUGUCCCUAGCACCUUUUUUACUACAACUGGGAUAUGGCAUUUGGGUGCCAAGGGAUUUAGUAAGGCAUCAUUAAGUCAUACUGAAAACAUUUACAUUCCCACAUAUGUACAAGCCCACCCACCCCACCCUCUUCACAGGAGUUUGUGAGGGAGUUUUGGAACAGCUUCAACUUACAAAGGCAAUAUAAUAAUUACAGAAUAAUGAUUGACUGGGUCACAUCACUUACAUGAAGAAAACUGGAGAAGUUAUGAGACCAUAUUAUGGAAAAAUUAAAAAGCUGUUGCCGCUGGCCAAGGCUUUCAAGACUACUUUGACACCUAACCCCCAAAAUGCCUACCCUGGUUCUCUGGUAUUAGGAAAAAUUAUGAACCCCAGCACCUGGGACCCUGAAGCAUUUACCAGGAGUAAAUGGCUUUCAUGUAUUUACAUUGUUUGCUUCUUACGUGAUUUCAUUCUCAUGUAAUUAAUAACUAAAUAAUACUAUCUCAUGGCCCAAGGAUCUCUGUUGCCUGAUAGAGGUUCCAUGGAAGUGAGGCUGAAUAAUUACGAACCUUACCUGCUUUGAUUGUGGGAGUGGCAAGGACUAGGGAGACUGUCCUCCAUAAAUAGAGCACAGGGUAUGGGAUUAAAGCAUGAGAAGAGGGAGACACCUGUGCCUGGUUUCUUCUGAUUUUCAAUCCGUGUGUGCCAGUGUAUACCAGAGAAAUACAGGUGGGAUAACAAGGCCGCAACCCUAACAGCUCAACAAGGAAGUUCUCAUUUUGGUUAGUGAUACUCCAAUUGACCGGUUUGAUUUUAAUACCAGUCAGCCAUUGUCCUUCGGAAAUACAUGAAAUAAAUAAAAGUAACACUGGCAGCCAAGUUCCCUGGUGUCUGAAACUCCAUCUUACCUAUUCACUUUGCAGGGCUUCAGGUUCCUAGUUCUGAGCAUCAUUCACACAAAGAGAUGAGAGAGUACGGAAUAGUUUUCCAUGAUAGAGGAGGUGUGGCACAGUUAGCGAAGCCACAGGUGGAACAUAUGCACACAGGUAAGACCUGAGCCUGGAGUUUGCAGAAGAGACUAUCCUAAUCUGCAAACAUUUCUGAACCAUAGCUCUACACAGUUUGUUCUGGGGGAAAUGUCAAAGCUUAAAAAGAUAAUUUCUAGCUACUGCCAUUUAUAUGGAAGCUGUUAAAAUUCGGGCAGUAACAGAACAAACUACCUUAUUUGCUGAUUUCUCUAAAUUAUUGCAAUAAAUGAAAAUCUGUUAAGAAUUCUACAUAAGGAAAAGUUUGAGAGACUGGCCCAGUUUGUUGGAACAUAGUUUUUUAUUGCUGAUUCCCCUGCAAAAUUUCAUAUGCUAACACUCAAUCUCUGGUCUCAUAAAUUACUGUAUUUUCUGAGCUUCCUGGAGGGACAUGCCUUCUAAAUCUGAGCACAAACUGGCCCUGUGCAGCAGCAGUGCCAGGAUAAGAUAGGAACCUGGAGUGAACAAGCAUACAGCUGAACAUAGGAAGACUCAAGCACAGGAUAGUCUUCCCGUUUGAGGGCCCCCUGUGGGGUUUUCUUGAGCACUGAUACCCAGUGUUCCUGAGGACCGAGACACAUUUCUGAGGAGGAAAAAGGCAGGGUUUUGAAGAUACUGGGAGGAAGCUAUAAUGUGUAAAUCAACAACCUAGAGAAUUGCUAGAUUGUUGGAAAUGGUGGAAUGAUGAGCCAAUAAAGUUACAAAAUUAAAA